Molecule: messenger RNA, 5492 nt
Organism: Anoplopoma fimbria (sablefish)
Lineage: Eukaryota; Metazoa; Chordata; Actinopteri; Perciformes; Anoplopomatidae
Gene: kansl1a
Product: KAT8 regulatory NSL complex subunit 1a
Cellular component (GO): NSL complex
Molecular function (GO): histone acetyltransferase binding
Source: RefSeq, a predicted model, not a curated record
CAGCCCUCCUAUGUUUGUCAGACUCAAAUCCGAGGGAGAGGAGCUAGCCGCCAUUUUCUAAGCGUCUCUCCCUAAAACGAGAGAGAGAGAGAAAAAGGGGGCUCGCGACUGGAGAGCGAGAGAAAGAGAAGAGAAAGAAGAAGAAAAAAAACCCCUCCCGGAUUACAUCUUCGCACGCGGAGAAUCGAGUCGUUCGCGUGGAAGCGGAGAACGCAUCGCGGGGGAAUCGGCCUCGCGCUGCGGGAGAAUCGGCCGAGGAAGGGACGGGAGUUGUCUCGCGGCCUUGUCGUCGUUUUUUUUUUUUUUUUUUUUUUUUUUUUUUUUUUUCGAACACACAUCUCGAGCUUAGCUGCGCGAGCGAGCUGUGGAACGUUGAAGCCGGAACGAGACCCGAGCGCGAGCCCUCUGGACUGGGCCUUUAUUUUUUUUCUCCCUUUUUUUUGUUGUUGUUGUUGUUUUGUGUGUGUGCGUGCGUGUGUGUUUCUUAAUGGAGUGUGUGUGUUAGAAGGCUUUUUUCCUGAUAAACCUUAAAGGGGUUUGUUGCCCAAAUUCCCUCGGAUAGUGCAACCUCGUCACGUGGCUGUCCUCCGCUGGGGCAGUAAGCGGGUGGUGUGGAGCAGGCCGCGGUGCCCGUCCCUCUGCACUGCAUGGCUGCGAUGGCGCCCGCUCUCACCGACGCCCCAGCCGAAGCUCACCACAUCCGCUUCAAACUGGCUGCGCCAUCCUCAAGUCUCUCACCGGCCAGUGCAGAGAACAACGGUAACGCCAGCAACAUCCUCAUCCACAGCAGCGGCCCCGCCAAGUGCAAGGCAGCGUCCGACGAUUGCCCCCUCGACUUUUGCGGCGUCGACCAGGAACAGCAGCAGCAGCAGCAGCCCCAAGGCGACUCUGUGGCUCAGGCCUCGGCCCUGGGAAAGCUCCAGCCACUGGUGGCUUAUCACCUAUGCUCGGAUGUGACACCUGUCCCGUCAACUAAGCUGCAAGGAGUCCUCAUCAAACAGUCUGUGUUGAAAAACCACAGAAUACUGCCCGGCUCCCUGCUCAACGGCGGAGGAGACUUCCUGUUGAGGAAGAGGCAGGCGAUCGAACUCUCUGGCGGUCAGCUCAAAAGCCUCAUGAGUGGCAGCACUAACGGAGGUGACCAGCCCAUGGCACCUGUUAAUGGUCUGGCAAAGAAGCUAGCCACAAUGUCUGGCCCUGGCUGUGUGGUGGCGGUGAAUGGUGACAAGCCGUCUGCCACCACAGACUCUCAGUCCCAGAACCUGCCCUUGGAUUCUGAGACCUUGACAGCUACUUUAUCAGGGCAUAUCCCGGUGAAAGGAACCCUCAAACAGAAGCAUUCCUCUGGGGUUUCUCAAAAUACAGACGGUAAAAACCUUGAACUACCAGUGCUCCAGUCUAAUGCUCUUUCCCCCUACACCCACGACAACCCUAACCCCGCUGAACAAGUGAAUUUGGAGGAGGCCGAUUCACACACGCCUACCGGUCAGCCACAGGGUUCUGAUAGGGAGAGACCAGGCAGCAGUCAGCAGGGCUCCCCGUCCUGCACCCACGCACCGCAGCCUCCUCUACCCUGCACCUCCUCCUCGGACAGCCUUGACGCUCACGUUAAGGAGCGCACCCUCCUAAACAGCAGCCGCCAAUCUGAGAUCGAAAGCCGACUCCGGCGCCUGCGCAAACGUCUUCAGGUGGUGCAGGCCAAGCAGGUGGAGCGGCACAUUCAGCAGCAGCUUGGCGGCUUCUUGGACUCGGCUCUCAACCGGCUUCUGGUCAGCAACCGCAAGUCAGAGACGGCAACGCCUACGGCCACGUGGAGGACCGGGCGCCACUCUUCCUCCAACAGCAGAGAUGGCCUCGGACGCUUCCUGAAAAGCGGCUCCAUGCCCUUGGAGCUGGAGAGGCUGUAUCUGAGCGGCUCGGCCAACCUCCAUUCUGCAGAAAGCGCCUUUGACUCCGAUGUAACGGAGAGUAGCUCUGGAGGGGACUCUGACCUGGAGGAGGAGGAGCUGACCAGAGUGGACAUUGAGCAGCGACAUGUCAAAAUAUGGAAGCGAGCAGAGAGCCGCUACACCGUGGAGAGAGCGGCCAUCAUCAGCCACUGGAACUGGCUCCAGGCCCACAUCUCAGACCUGGAGUACCGCAUCCGACAGCAGACCGACAUCUACAGACAGAUCCGCGCCAGCAAGGGCUCAGUGGAGCUGGGUGGUGUCUCCCCCGGCGGAGUAGCUGCAGGUGGGACAGAAGUGAAGACGGAGCCUGUGAACACUCAGGAUGUUGGUUCAGAACGGCUGGAGCACACAGGCCCCGCCCACAUCCCCAGCACAGAGCCUGGCCCGUGGAAAGGUCAAAACACGCAGCCCGUUAACGGCGUCCUCAGCAGGAUGGCAGAGAGUGCAGACACCAAGCACCAGCAGCCGUCGGCCUACGACAGCACGUGCGUGGCCGCGCGCACGCGACCGCUCGUCAGCUGCCGACGACGGCGGCUCAUUCAGCCCAACACUGUGCCCAACCUCAACGGCAAGGCCCAGAGAAGCAGCUGUGUCCAGUGUAACUGCCGGGUCAACCCCAGCUGUGUGAUGUGCGGUGGCUGGCCCACCCCCAGAGAGGACCCUCAGUACGAGCAGCCCACCCUGGAGCGCCUGUCAAGACUGGAUCUUGGCGUCCACCCCAUCCUCUCCUUCCCCGACGACGUUUGUAUAGGCCUCCGUCUGCAGCAGGUGAUGAAGAGCCAGUGGCAGGCCAAGUCUCUGGAGAGGAGCAAACCACUGAAGAAGCUCUCCCUCAAACACAAGCUGUCCUCGUCCAAAGAGAAGCACAAGUUCACCAACUCACUUAUGGCAGUCAGACUGGGCCACUAUAAGAACCGUGCUGAGAAGCCGAGGACGGUGGACAGCAGUGUGGGCGGCGGCGGCGGCAGCAGCAGCAGCAGCGCUGCUCUGAACACGGCGAGGCUCGAGGGCCAAACCGUGUGCAAGACGGAGCGGCUGCAGGGCCUCUCAACUCCUUUAGGGCCCUACGACAAGAACUACAGCCGCAAGAGAUUAAGAGAGCACUCGCUGGACAGGACCGACACCUCCCCUAAACUUUUCAUGGACUCGAGCAGCCCCUGUCCAACGCUGGCCAACAUGCACCCGUCCCUCCACAGCCCCCUCACACGCCAGCUGUCCACGUCUUCAGAGAACUCCACGCCGCUGGGCCAGAGCAUCCAGAACACACCUCAGCCCAUCAAGAGGAGACGAGGUGAAAGCUCCUUCGACAUCAACAACAUCGUGAUCCCCAUGUCUGUGGCCGCCACCACCCGAGUGGAGAAGCUGCAGUACAAAGAGAUCCUCACACCAAGAUGGCGAUCCGUGGACAUCUUCUGUCAGUCAAUAACUGAGGAGGAAGAUGAGCGGGAGGUGGAGGACCUGACAGACGCGGCCUUCACUCAGCUCCACCAGCCCCACGAGGACCAGGAGCGUUCCCGCUGGACCUGGAUGGCCCUGGCCCCCGCUAAGAGGAGGGGCAGCAGGUCGUACAAGUCUGUGGAUGGUCGCACCACGCCGCUGCUGUGCGGGACCAACCCCCCCCCCUCAGCCGGCCUCCCCGACCCGGGCAACUGCCCCAUGCUCCACGACUACAGCCACGUGCCGUCGCCCAUGAGCCCGGCCAGCCCCGACACGGCGUCCAACCCCCACACGCCCUGCUCCAGGGACUCCCACCGGCUGCUGUCCAGCGAGGACACGCGCUGCUCCACGCCGGACUUCACCUUUGAGGAGAGAACGGUAGCACCGUGGGAACGCCGCUGCUUCCCGAUGCCGGCGGACCCGGAGCCGGAGCCAGAGAGAGACCCCAACAUGAGGCCCAGAAUGCGCAGCAUCUCAGGUUGCCGAGCAACGGCCUACGGGCGGCUGGACUCUGACGACAUGGAUCUGCCGUGUGACGAAGACAAACACAAGGCCUCCACCGCCCACCGAUGAAUGACUGACAGGCUGAGGUCUCUCCCCCUCCUCCCCCUCACCCUCACCCCCUCCACCCACAGCUCCUCUCUGGCAUUAACAAGCAGAACCUCAAAGCGGAAUAAAAAUAUUAAAUGGGUUCCUGUUGUUUGAUAUUCAAACAUCAGUCUAAUACUUUUCACAGUUUUUAGUGAACAUUAUGGAGAUAGAAGCCUUUCCCUACACUUGUUUUGUCACAGGAAAAAAAAAGGAUAAAUGUAAAAAAAAAAAAAAGUAUAAAACAACACGUUACAAAAACUGUUUUCUGUAGUAGGCUAAACAAUGUACAUGGGGGGCUUAGUGGUGUUUCAUACGUCGCGUGUACACUCGUAGCGCACUAUGUAGCGGACUCCUCAAAAUAUGGCCAAAGGGUGUUUUCUAUUGACUAGUUUGCUUGUAAUUCCCAUGUACAUUUUUAGUGGAGUGACAAAUUACAAAACAAGAAAAAAUACCCCCUUCUUCUUCCUCUUCCUCCUCCUCCUCAUCCGAAUAAACAGGUACAUUUGAGAUGUGGUUCCUUCUUCUCCCUCUAGAGGUCGCCUGAAAUCACCAGAGCACUUCUCCAACUGCCAAGUCUAGUUUUGUUGGUUUGCUUUUUCUUUCUUUGUUUUUCAUUCCUGACAUGUUUUCUUUGUGUCUGUAACACAUUCUCUGUGUGUGUGUUUUAUUUUUUAAAUAGUAAAAAUCAUUCCUUUACGGUCUCUCUUUUCAGAGAGCGUCCACAGCUCCGUCUCGCCCCGCUGUCUCUUCUCACUUAGUUCAGUUUUUUUGUUUCUAUUAAAGAGGGUGGUGGCAUAGAGAGGGCUGGGGUCGUCUUUUGAGCACUUGCCCUACAGUAAAGCGCUGCUGCAUGCUGCAAAAACAUGCUAAUAUUAGUCUUAUCACGACGGCACACACUGAGAUUUCCACUUAUUAAAAAAAAAAAGGAAACAAAAUGGCGGGGGAGGAUUGAACCAUCUGCUAGUUUCUCUGUCAGCGUACAGUCUUGCUGUAUUAAGUUAAAUUGUGGAAAAAAUAAAAAAAAAACAUAAAAUAGAACCCCCCCCCACUUCCACUUCUCUCUGGUUCUCUUGCAAACAUUUCAAAUGUAGCAGCUCUCAGCUAGAAGCCCCCCCGAGCUCAGGUUUUUCAAAUUAAGGGAAUAUUUUCUGCUGUUUGAAUAGUUUUCACUCUGAUCAGAUCCAGACUGCUCUGUUUCAAGAUGGAUGUUUUAUUUUUCUUUGUCAUAAUCACACUCUUCUUGCCCCCUCCCCCCUUCGUCCUCCCUUCUCCCCCCCACCUUAAGUAACUAAUUGCUAUGCAAAAAAAAUACUGGUUGUUUUCAUUUUACACCUCUGUUUUAUGCCACAGCCAUUCAAUCACUGUUUUCUUUUUUCUUUUUCGUAGUUUAAAGCAAGAUGUCAAUGUACCUGUUCGAUUGUUGCAGCAGUUAACCUAAUCAAAAAGCAGAUUUGUUUUUGUUUUUUCUUUUCUUUUUUGUAAAUAGUACCAUUAAAACAUUUAUGUUUAACUUGG